AGCCACCCUUUGAUUCGAAGAGACGAGUCUCGUUCGGUCGUGGCUUUGGCAAACACACAUCAAAAUAUCGUGAAGAGUUGCAAAAAAAAAAAGGGGUAGUGCUUGGCUAGCUUUCUCCUGGGUUUUUCCACACAAUUUUUUUGACGUUUUUCCAGUUUGGAAGGAAAAGAAAUAUUUCCUCCCAGUCAGCCAUUGUACUGUGAGUUUCUGGUGUGUGUGUGUCUGUGUCAACAAAAAGAGAUAAUUCCAUAUUGUGUGUGGUAAUCUGUUGGCAAACCAUCGUUCGGUUCUACAUGUGUUUUGGGGGUGUCUUUUCACAGCAGCAGCUUCUCAGGUGGAUGAACUCUGAGGCAACUCCAUCGGGAGGACUUGGUCGUGUCAACAACUUACAACAACCAAACUACUAACAACCAUGUCGUUACGCCCACCAUUACCGCAACGAUGGAUUCUGGUCUUAUUGUUGGCCAUCUUGUCCGUUCAGCAAUGCCAGGCCAGCACACUCACCGGCAGCAACAUUUGCACACGUCAAGAAAAAUAUUUCGUGACGGUCAAGAUCUCCUUCUUGCAGCCGUACAAAGUGCGCACCUUCACCACCUGCCUGGCUUUUCCUCCGUGGUGUUCACGCUACACCGUCCACAAUAAAGUGGCGUUCAAAACCGAGUCUGUAGAAAAGAUGCGUGUCUUGGAGGAUUGUUGUUCAGGUUACGCUCGAACGGCUGACAAUAGCAGCUGCGUUCCCAUUUGUGGCCAGCAAUGCCUGCACGGAACUUGCGUGGGACCGGACAACUGCAAAUGCGAGCCAGGAUAUGGCGGACCUACAUGCAACAUUGCUUGCCCGGAGCACAAAUGGGGACCCAAUUGCAGCAAUAGUUGUCCGUGUCUCAAUGGAGCCAAAUGUGAUCCAGUCAACGGCAGCUGCACUUGCACGGCGGGCUGGAAGGGACAACAUUGUGAUUAUCCAUGCCCUAAAAACUAUUACGGCCAAUCCUGCUCGCUAAAGUGCCAGUGCAAGAAUCAAGCCUAUUGUGAUCCAGUUUCAGGAGCAUGCGCAUGUCAACCCGGAUGGAAUGGGCCAUUAUGCGACGAACCUUGUCCAGACGGGACUCACGGACAGAACUGUGCGUCCAGUUGUCGGUGUCAGAACGGCGGCACGUGUAGCCCCAUCGACGGCAAAUGUUUCUGUACCAGCGGAUGGACGGGUGAAGUGUGCGCCAAUCCCUGCCCGGAUGGCACUUGGGGUUCGCAGUGCUCUCAGCGCUGUUCCUGUCACAACAACGCUCGCUGCGACCACAUUAACGGAACCUGCCACUGCUUGCCCGGCUACCGAGGCGAUCAAUGUCAAGAACAAUGCGCACCAGGAAUGUACGGAAAGAACUGCGAAACUCCAUGCAAGUGUUUGAAUGGAGCCAUUUGCAACAUCACGAACGGUUCGUGUGCAUGUACCGAAGGCUGGACUGGCCCCGAUUGCAGCCAAAGGGCAUGUCCUGACAAGCUAUAUGGCCCAGGAUGCACUCAGAUCUGUCCGUGCUCCUCCAAUAAUACUGAAUUGUGCCAUCCGUGGACAGGAGAAUGCAUUUGCAAGCCCGGCUGGGACGGUCAAACGUGCUCAAGACCCUGCCCGACCUACACUUUCGGACUGGGCUGUCGAAACGUCUGCACUUGCAAGAACGAUGCUCACUGCGAUCCCGUCAACGGCACCUGCGUCUGUCUGUCCGGUUAUAUUGGCAAUGAUUGUCAAGAUCAGUGUCCCGAGGGUUUUUACGGACACAAUUGCACCAAUGCCUGCGCUUGUGAAAACGGAGGCAACUGCUCCAAUACGGACGGACAAUGCAAAUGUCCCACCGGAUGGUCCGGUCUCUUGUGCGAAUCUCCAUGCAGGGCCGGCUUUUAUGGCGAGAAUUGUAAGGAGCAAUGCCACUGUAAGAACGGAGCGUCUUGCCAUCACGUGACGGGUGAAUGUUCGUGCAGCGCCGGAUUUAAGGACGACGCAUGCAAUGCCACCUGUCCAGAAGGCCGUUUCGGUUUGAAUUGCGAGGAGACCUGUGAAUGUCAGAAAGGAACAACGAAGGCAUGCGACCCGGUGACGGGCGAGUGCCUCUGUCACGCCAAUUACCGCGGCGUCCGUUGCGAGACUCAGUGCCCCAAAGGUCGAUACGGGCCCGAAUGCCGCUCCAUUUGCCACUGUGAGAAUGACGGAUCGUGCAACACUCUCGGCGAUUGUUACUGUCAACGCGGCUGGACAGGUGAAUUAUGUGAGGAUCGCUGCGAGACAGGUUUUUAUGGAAAGAAAUGCCGGCAACGUUGUCCGCCCUGCGUCAAUGGUAACGGCAAUUGCAAUGCGGUUGAUGGACGUUGUUCUUGCCAGCCCGGUUACCUCGGAAUUCGAUGCGAAGAGCCUUGCCCUAAAGGAAUGUAUGGAGAAGGCUGUCAAAAGAAAUGUAAUCGUUGCAAAAACGGUGCGGAAUGUCAUCACGUCAGUGGCGAAUGCCGUUGUCUUCCCGGCUGGAAAGGAGAAGAUUGUUCUGUCCCUUGUCCGGCCAAUACUUGGGGUAUUGCUUGCGCUCAACGAUGCACAUGUCUGCAUAAUGGAACUUGCCGACCCAACGACGGCCAGUGUCGCUGUCACGACGGUUGGAUGGGUCCUCAAUGCAACGAAAUUUGCCCUGAAGGCUAUUACGGUCAGCAUUGCAUGAGUCAUUGCCAGUGUCCGAAUGAUAAUUUCAUCUGCCAUCCGGCCAGCGGUUGCGUGUGUCGCGAAGGAUUCCGGGGUGAUCAAUGCGACAUUGCCAUUUAUUCGCCAGUGAGUGACAAGAGUCAAUUAGGCGAGCCAAUCGUGCCCGUCAAUCACGGCGGCCUUAUUGGCGGUCUCAUCGUCUCCAUUUUGCUGAUCGUCAUCGUUAUCGGGGCUCUCGUCUACUACCGCCGACGUAUUUCUCAUUUGAAAUCGGAACUGGCUCACGUCCAGUACAUCGCCGAUCCCAGUUCGGCUCCCGAUCGUCAUCAUUUCGACAAUCCAGUGUAUUGUUAUCCGACGGGCGGUGCGAAUGGAAUGGCAGGAGCGACUGGAGCCGUUGGCGGUUUGAAUAACACGCGCAUACGUAACGAUCUCGGAUGCUCUUCCGGAACGAAAAGCAAUCUGACCAAUUUGGAGCGAGCCAAAUUGGGCUCGCUUGAAGAUGACUGUUCAGAAGGAGCUUACGGUGGAUCAGUGUCGAGCACGGCCGAGCUGUACAAGAACCGCGAAGCUGACAUGGCCAAUCCCAACUUGCACAACUUCAACAUUUACCACACGAUCGACGAGGAGAAGGUCUCCAAGAGCGUCGAGCACCUCUACGACGAGAUCAAACACAAGAACAAAGAUUACGAUUCCAGUUUACAGUCGACGAGGCGUACGACCGACUGGACGAUUCACGACCACUUACAGAGGUCCGGCCGCAAUAUUUGCGGAUCGCUUCCGGAUCGCUGGGUUCUCUGGGAGGCCUGGGAUCCUCUCACUCCGUCUUUCCCACCAGCAUCACCGCCUCUACCCUCUCCGCCUCCGCCGCCGGCGAUCAGGCGACAACACCGCUCUCGCUAUCAGUAGGAGGAGGAGGUUUCCGCUCGGAUGGAGGUCGAUCUUCUUCUCCAUCACCGUCGUUCUCGACCACUUCGUCUCUCAGUCUCGAUAGUGCCAAAGUCUAGCAAAAAAAAGUGACAACUUACGAAA
Molecule: messenger RNA, 3706 nt
Organism: Daphnia carinata
Lineage: Eukaryota; Metazoa; Arthropoda; Branchiopoda; Diplostraca; Daphniidae
Product: protein draper-like
Exons: 23
Coding region: 413-3583 (1056 amino acids)
Molecular function (GO): protein binding; scavenger receptor activity
Source: RefSeq, a predicted model, not a curated record